Nematostella vectensis (starlet sea anemone) is the source of this 474-nucleotide messenger RNA. RefSeq names its product H/ACA ribonucleoprotein complex subunit GAR1-like. The coding region runs from base 1 to 474 and encodes 157 amino acids. The record is from RefSeq and is a predicted model, not a curated record. NCBI's taxonomy places the organism in Eukaryota, Metazoa, Cnidaria, Anthozoa, Actiniaria, Edwardsiidae. The transcript has a single exon.
AUGGAGGAAAUGGGUCUAAGAGGGGAGGAGAUGGAUCUAAGAGGGGAGGAGAUGGGUCUAAGGGGGGAGAAGAUGGCUCUAAGGGGGGAGGAGAUGGGUCUAAGGGUGGAGAAGAUGGGUCUAAGGGGGCAGAAGAUGGGUCUAAGGGGGGAGAAGAUGGGUGGAGAUGGAGGAAAUGGGUCUAAGAGGGGAGGAGAUGGAUCUAAGAGGGGAGGAGAUGGGUCUAAGGGUGGAGAAGAUGGGUCUAAGGGGGCAGAAGAUGGGUCUAAGGGUGGAGCAGUUGGGUCUAAGGGGGCAGAAGAUGGGUCUAAGGGGGGGGGGGAAUUGGUUCUAAGAGGGGAGAUGGGUCUAAGAGGGAGAGAUGGCUGUAAGGGGGGAGGAGAUUGGCCUAAGGUGGAGGAAGGGAUGUGUCUAGGAGGGAGGGUUCGGCAAAAGGGGGAAAGGGGUCAGCCUAAAAGGAAUGGGUGGGUCUAA